AUGACGAAAUUCAUGGUUGCCAGGCGUUGCCUGGAGGUGGCCACCGACACGCUCGGAUCGUCCGCUGCUACUUUCACGCCCCGGUUCGGUGCAUCAUUCUCCUGGAUGAAACAUUACUCCCUUCGCUUACGGUCACAGUCGGCCCGGUUGAGUGCCCGCAGCUACUCCACACAGGCCGAUAAUCGAAAACCGGCCACCAAGGACUUUGACGAUGGCGAUCGUCCCCCGCUGGAUCCGGAAGCGGUACAUGCGGAUCUACUGCGCCGACUAACGAAGCUGUACGAACAGGAAGUGGCCCGGGAAUUGAUCGUGCCGCCGUUUAAGCGAGCCUUGCUGUACGGUGAAAAGGCGGCCAUUCGUGAUCAGAUGGGAAAUUUUAGCUUCAUCCAGCUGUACGAAGCCGUCAAGCGGCUAGCGGCACAGAUAUCCAAAUGUUGCGGCAGUGCUUCCCAGUCCCGUGUGGCAUUUCUUUGCCCCAACAAUAUUACGUACGUGAUCAGCCAGUGGGCUUGCUGGUUUUCGGGACAAGUUGCCGUGCCCUUGAACGCAAAAUAUCCGGCCGAUUUGCUCGAGUACUACAUCAAAGAUUCGGAUGCGUCCCUCCUGCUAACUACGGCGGAAUUUCUUCCCCUGGCCGAACCACUCGCUGCCAAGCUGCAAAAACCCUUGCUGGUGGUGAAUCACGAACUGAUAAAUGCAAAUGGAGCCACAAACGGUGGUGAUGCAUCGUCCAUGGCGGACGUUUCCUACCUAGAUCCAAGGAGAGAAAAUUUGCUGCAACUGAACGAUACGCUCGUGGUGGAAAGUGCGCUGAAUGGUGAAUUCUACCGCGAUGCCAACGCUUUGAUCCUGUACACCUCCGGCACGACGGGCAAACCGAAGGGAGUCGUGCUGAGUUACGCCAAUCUGGACGCUCAACUGCGUGCCCUUUCGCACGCAUGGCAAGUAAGUGCGGCCGAUUCGGUACUGCACACACUACCGCUGAACCACGUUCAUGGUACGAUCAAUGCGCUGAACUUACCGCUGGCGGUCGGGGCCAAGUGUGUUAUGCUGCCGAAGUUUGACAGCAGCAGCGUAUGGAGCUACCUGCUGAACGUGAACAUGACCACCAAGGAGCGCGUUAACGUGUUCAUGGGCGUACCGACGAUGUACGGGUUGCUGAUCCGCGAGUAUGACAGUGUGUUCGGGAAGAACGCUCGCAUGUGUGACUAUGUCAAGACACAUUGCAAGAACAAGAUUCGACUUAUGAUAUCCGGCUCGGCACCACUGCCGGGCAACAUUUUCGAUCGCUGGAAUGAAAUAACCGGCCACCGGUUGCUGGAACGCUACGGUAUGACCGAAAUCGGUAUGGCCAUCUCGAACCCUUACAUGCAGGACGGUGAACUGCGCAGCAGAAGGCAAGGUUGCGUAGGAAUGCCAUUGCCCGGUGUUAGCGUGCGCAUUGUAGACGCCGAAAGUGGUCGUCAGUUGACGCUUGAAGGUCGCGAAAAUGAAGGAAUUUGGCAGACAACAACCGGGACAGUGGCACCAAAGCCAACCGUGCCGGCGGAUUCCAUUGCGGGCCAGCUGCACGUGAAGGGAAGCUCGGUAUUUAGCGCAUACUGGCAAAGGCCACAAGAAACAGCUUCCGAGUUCGAUGCGGAAGGUUGGUUCCGGACGGGUGAUACGGCACGUUACGAAAACGGUACGAUACGUAUCCUGGGACGCACCUCCGUUGAUAUAAUCAAAUCGGGUGGCUUCAAGCUGUCCGCGCUCGAGAUUGAAACGGCACUGCACGAACAUCCGGACACGAGCGACGUGGCGGUACUAGGUUUGCCCGACGAAACCUGGGGCCAACGGGUAGUGGCCGUGAUCAGCUUGCGUGACCAGGCGGCCGCCACACCCGAAACGUUCAGCAUUCCGAAGCUGCUCGUGUGGUUGGAACAAAAGCUUCCGAAGCAAGCCAUUCCAAAGGAAGUUCGAAUAGUGGAGGAAAUACCGCGCAAUGCAAUGGGUAAGAUCAACAAACGGGAACUGAUCGAUAGCUUGUUUGGAGACAACGCAGCGACACCGGAAAGCACAGAACCACAGAAUGUCGUCGAAAAGCCUUAG
This is a messenger RNA of Anopheles marshallii, 2091 nucleotides long. It is a transcript of the gene Acsf3, whose product is annotated as malonate--CoA ligase ACSF3, mitochondrial. The coding region runs from base 1 to 2091 and encodes 696 amino acids. NCBI's taxonomy places the organism in Eukaryota, Metazoa, Arthropoda, Insecta, Diptera, Culicidae. Gene Ontology annotation, biological process: fatty acid metabolic process. Gene Ontology annotation, molecular function: medium-chain fatty acid-CoA ligase activity. The record is from RefSeq and is a predicted model, not a curated record. The transcript is spliced from 3 exons.